GAAAACAGUACGGCAUUCAGGCCAUUUCAUAAUUGUAUUACAUUUUGUAAUUUUAGCGUACAUAGAUAUUGACUGCAGUUUUAAUUAUAUGUAUACAUUUGUUGUUUUGUAUAAAUAUCACUUUUCGUGCAGUAUGACAUUAAAUAGUACUCGGUAAUUUAUUUAUUGUUUACAGCAGCUAAUAGAGCUGUGGAAACCAUAAACAAAAAAUAACCCAAUCUGCUCAAAUUAUGAGAUAAUUGAAACAAUCUCGCGUAACAUGUUAAAAACAGUGUUUAACCGCCUAGAAAGCUCAAAUGGAUGAGGGAUUGUUGGGUUUCUUCGGCUCCGACGAGUGUCCACAGCGAGGGCGCUCAAGGACGAAGCAGCGUCCGUCCGCCUACAGCAAGCCCCUCGCAACUCACGUUGGAGCCACGCAGGAAACAAUGGAUAACUUACUGGGAUUAUUUGAUCCCUCAUUAGAAAAUGAAACUACUGCUAAUAUUGAUAAGUUGAACCAAGAUGGGCCAUCUAGCUUCAGCAAGUCAAGGCAAAUCAAGAAAUCUCAAGCUAAACAUCAGAUGAAGAAAAAGAGUAGCUUUCCACCAUCUGAUACCAAUUGCAAUGUUCUUUGUGAUGAGACAAAUAUUGCAACUUCACAUCAAGACUGCAAUGUUAUGCCAGUCCAGACAGUCCUGAAUAAUGCAGUUGUAAACAACACAUCAGCAAAGGCUGGUUCCAUAAAUAUGCUGGAUAAGUAUAAUGAUUGGGCAACUAGAAGGCAAGCUAAGGAUGCUGUUUUAAGUAUUGCUUGCAAGAAUUCCACUCCUAACGAAACUGAUAAUACUUCUAAUAUUAAUGACAACAAUAACCAAAUAGAAGAAGAAAAAGGCUUUAUUUGCUUCAAAACAAACAAGAGAAAAAAUAAAGCUGGAAAGAAAAGCAAGAAUGUUAUAAAAGCAUUACCUGUUCAAGUUAAUGAACGAAGUAGUUAUUCAAAUGACAAAAUUAGAAAUAGUGAAUUUUUCAGCUCCAAAGACACAAACAAUGUUCAAAUACCUGAUAGUUCUCACCAUAAAGCUGACAAUUAUUUCUGCUCCAGUUCCGAAAAUGCAAAUUCUAAUUCUAUUAAGCAUCUCAAAUGCUGUAAUAUUGUAAAUGAUCAACGUAAUGUUAACAGUUUGAAAUCUAAAGAAAAUUGCCCUAAGAAGCCAAUGAGAAGUUGUAGCUGCUCAUCUGCAUGUGCUGCAUCCACCAACUGCUUCUCAAAUGCCUUGGAAGAUUCAAGUGUAGAAAGCUCUUCUAAUACAAAUAACUGUCUAAGAGAGAGUGUAAACAGAAGAAAUUCUUCUGUCUGUUUACCUUCUUGUCACUUGCCUACAAGGGAUAACUUGGAAGGAGUAAGAGAUAAAUCAAGUGAGGUUAGUCACCAGCAUUUCUCUUACAAGAACUGCAAGAUCAAUGGGAACUGCAAUAUUGAUGAGUCAUCUAAGUCCAUAUGCAACAACCAAAAAUCUACUUUGUGUCAAGCUAGAAAUAGUUCACAAUUAUCUUGCGAAAUUGACACUAUCAGCUGCUGCAAGAAUGAUCCCAACAGCCAAGAGUUAGCAGGGAUGUCCUCAAUGCCUGAUCACCUUCCCUCUGAACCUCAAGAAGGCAACAUUGAGUACAAACUUAAGCUCAUCAAUCCCAAUCAUGAGAGGUUCAAGAGGCUAGUAUCUCAGAUGCAAUGGCGACUGAGAGAGGGGCUUGGUGAAGCCAUCUACGAGAUAGGUGUUGAGGAUUCAGGUCUCCUUCUGGGGUUGACGCCCGAGGAACUCUCCCUCUCCAUGGCGACCUUAAAGCUCAUGGCUCGGCAGCUUGGCGCGUCUCUCACUGUCAUCAGAGAGAAGAACAUUGGCGAGGGGGACAGAAAAGUGGCCGAAGUCCUCGUUAGAAAAGUGCCGGAUGAUCAGUACAGCAUAGAGCUGCGCAUCGCUGUGCUGGGAUCUUCAGACGUAGGCAAGAGUACCCUGCUUGGCGUGCUCACUAGAGGGCAGCUUGACAACGGCCGAGGCUGCGCCAGACUCAACGUCUUCAGGCACAGACAUGAAGUCUAUUCCGGGAAAACCUCCUCCAUAUCCAUACAAACAAUGGGAUUUGAUUCUCAUGGCAACGUGGUGGACGGUACGUGCACGAGGAGCCGCGACUACGACGACGUGGACAUCUGCUCACAGAGCAGCAAGAUCGUCAACUUCAUUGACCUGGCGGGCGACCAGCGCUACAUCCACACCACCGCCUUCGGGCUCUCCGGCUACUGCCCUCACUACGUCAUGCUCGUCGUCAGCGCGUUUUGCGGGUUAUCAGCGAUGGAUGAGGAGCACCUGUCUCUGGCCCGUGCCGUGGACCUGCCACUCCUGCUGGUGGUCACCAAGACGGACCUGGCGACCCCUCAGCAGCUGAUGUACACCCUCGCCUCCCUGAGGGCCGCCCUCACCGCGCCUCCCCUCAAGAAGUUGCCGCUGGUGAUAGAGACAGCAGACGACGCUAUCACAGCAGGCAGCGGGGGCGGGCAGGACGCGGUGGUGCCCAUCUUCCUGGUGUCUAGCGUGACGGGCGACGGGCUGGACCUCCUCAAGCAGUUCCUCUUCGUCCUCCCGCCCAAGAUGACCGCCAAGGAGAGGGAGAAGUCGGAGCAGGACGUAGCCCAGUUCCAGGUGGACGAAGUAUUCCACGUGGAGGAGCGCGUGGUGGUGGGGGGGCUGCUCACGUCGGGGGUCAUCCCUCACGGCGCCACGCUCAUGCUGGGCCCUUUCGACACGUGCGAGUUCCGCGCGGUGACGGUGGAGAGCAUCCACCGCCACAAGGUGCCCUGCAAGAUGGUCUGCGCCGGCCAGUCCGCCUCUCUCUGCCUCGCAGGCGUCGACGCCGCCGCCAUCAGGAAGGGCAUGAAGCUCCUCGCGCCCGAGACUAAACCCUCCGCUGCCUACUACUUCCAGGCGAGAGUGCGGCCGUCGUCGGUGUUGCUGCGGUUCCUGCGUCAGCCUGAGUACGUGAGCGUGGGCGCGCGUCUGCUGCUGCGUCAGGGCUCUGUACGCGGCGUAGGACACCUCCAGCAGGUCUUCAGGGAGCGCCCCUUCACUGUCCUCAAAGUCCGAUAA
Molecule: messenger RNA, 3119 nt
Organism: Hyalella azteca
Lineage: Eukaryota; Metazoa; Arthropoda; Malacostraca; Amphipoda; Hyalellidae
Product: GTP-binding protein 2
Exons: 11
Coding region: 297-3119 (940 amino acids)
Biological process (GO): translational elongation
Molecular function (GO): translation elongation factor activity; GTP binding; GTPase activity
Source: RefSeq, a predicted model, not a curated record